AUGGCUCCUCCUGCUCCACAGUCGCAGCCUCAAGCAACAAGGCCAAAACGCCCAAACCUGCUUCGUUUCAUUGCCAUGAUAAUCUUGGCCUUGAUUAUCCUCGUAGGUAUAGCUGUGCUCAUAAUUUGGCUGGUUUUGAGGCCUAAACACUUGGAGUACAGUGUGGAGGAUGCUGCAAUCCACAACUUCAACUUAACGGAUGCAAAUCAUCUCUAUGCAAACUUUGAUUUCACCAUAAGAGCAUACAAUCCGAAUUCUAGAGUCUCUCUGUACUAUGACUCUGUGGAGGUGUCAGUGCGUUAUGAGGAUCAAACGCUUGCCACAAAUGCUGUUCAGCCAUUCUUCCAGUCUCAUAGAAAUGUGACCAGGAUGAAUGUGAGGCUCACUGCUCAAACUGUGGCGUUAUAUGACUCAGUGCCUAAGGACAUUAAGCUUGAGAGAUCCUCAGGGGAUAUUGAGUUAGAUGUGUUGGUCAGGGCAAGGAUAAGGUUUAAGGUAGGGGUGUGGAAGUCAAAGCAUCGCAUUAUGAAGAUUUUUUGUUCUCCUGUGUUGGUCCAUUUUUCUAAAGCCAAGAGUUUCGAAAGGGCCUCCUGUGAUGUAGAACUCUAA
This is a messenger RNA of Gastrolobium bilobum, 609 nucleotides long. RefSeq lists its product as uncharacterized. The record is from RefSeq and is a predicted model, not a curated record. The transcript has a single exon. NCBI's taxonomy places the organism in Eukaryota, Viridiplantae, Streptophyta, Magnoliopsida, Fabales, Fabaceae. Gene Ontology annotation, cellular component: plasma membrane. Bases 1 to 609 code for a protein of 202 amino acids.